AUGAACUAAUAAUUUAUAAAUAGAUAGUACCAGCUAAGAACCAUUCCCAAUAAUCAAUAGCAAGGUUAUAACUUAGCCAUUAACUCUAUUCCUAGCUAUACACCAUUACUACAUGGAAGCUCUAAGUUAAACAAUAUACCACCAUUUUAGCAAGUUUAAAAUUAAUAAAAAUUAAAUUAACCGCAACUAAUGAUGAGUCCUGGACCUAAUUAAAAGCAUUUCCUGUAAAAUGUACCUUUGGUACAAAGUUUACCAUAGAAUUAUACAACCUCAUUUAACUUUAGUCCUUAGUAAACACAAAAGGUAACUACUUAGAAAACACUUUCACCGAACUAAGUAAUGAGCAAUACAUCAUCUGCAAAUUUUUAUUCUAGCAACAAAGAAUAGUAAUAAAAUGCAUUAAAUAAUUUAACUUAGCAACAUAUUUAAUCAAUAAAUAAUGCCUAUUCGAGCAGUAAGCAGUUAUUUCUUUCUCCUAGCAACACACACUCAAACUCUUCCUAAAAGGACUAAGAAAAAUCUCAAGAAAACAACUAAAACCAAAAAAAUUCUGAGUAAAAUAGGCCUAACUCUUAAGGUUCAAAUAAUAAUGAAAUAUUAAAUACUCAGCCUUCAACCAAAACUAACUCUGUAAAUUAAAGCUAAUUCUAAAAAUAGUAACAAUUUCCAUAAGUUCAAAAAACUCCAGAUAGAGCAACAUAAAAAUCACCAAAUUUUAGUUACUUAAGCCCCUCAUUAUUUUAUUUGUCUGAAAAAAAAGUUGAAUAAGCAGUAAAUUCAGCAGGGAAUUUAAAAUAAACUCAGAAUUAGUAAAAACCUAGUGGAUUUAAUAGCCCAACAUAAAAAUUUAAUACAGAAAAUAUAGAGAUUCAAUAGUCUUAGCAUUAAAAUGUAAAUAGUACAAAAAAAGAAGAUAAAUAUUACUUAAAUACACUGUAAUCAAUAGUAUAAAAACCAUAAAAUUAAAUUUAGACGUAAAAAGAUUAAAGCUAAUUAAUUUUAUAGACAAAGACUACUUUAAAUGACUCUAAAGACGAUUAAACGAUAAAUGAAGAAGGUGAAGUUCUCUAAAUAUCUUAAGCUCCUAAACUAGCUUAAAACGAUAUCUCCAAGCAAGGAUAGUCAAAUUUAAAAAUUUAUAAGAACAAUUUAAUAGAACAAAAAAAGCUAAAAAUUCCUUUAGAAUUAACUUACGAUGGUAACUAAAUAAUAGAAGGUAAUUAGAUUUAAUGUUAGGCUAAAAGCAAUUAUGCAAGUAUUUAAACUAACACACUUACAGAAACCAAUGACAGAUAUCCUGAUAGCCUAUAUUAUACCAGAUCUACUCAAAAUUAAAUAAAUUAAUCUAGAUAAAAAAUAUUAAGUAUAAGGGAAGAGGAGUCAGAUUUGAUUAACAAUCUGAGAGAGCAAAUAAAGUAGCUAACACAUGAAAACACUAAUUUAAAGAAAGAAUUAUUUGAUUAAAGAUAAGAAUAUAAAAUAUUAUAAAGCAGUCAUUAUGAAUUAGAAAGGAAGUACAUUUACCUGCAGAAUUAAAUUGUACUACCUACUAGCAGUUGCAAUAGUUCUUUGAUAAUAUUCUAAGAAGAUAAAAAUUAAUAAAUUUUGUACGACAUUGCUAAUAAUUGCAGCUCUUUGACAAAAAUAUAAAGCAAGAAUUCAUUCACGUAUCCUUAUAACUAAAAUAGUAACAGCUAACUGAAUAAAAUGAGCUUUAAGAGAGAAGCUUCACCAACAAAUCCUGAAUAUAUCCACUAAUCCUAAAAUCAAUAAACCAUCAAUAAAUAAUUCUUCUCUCCUUAAGCAAAUACAAACAAUAAUAAUCUAGAACAUAAUAGUUAGUUAUAUAAUUCCAUUAAUAUAGAUAGCUAAUUAUUUUCAUCUAAUUUGCCAAGCUAUAUUUAAAAAAAUAACUAAAAUUUCCAAUAAAAUCGUGAAGAAGAUUACAAUUACAAGAAAGUUAACAACAGCAAAUUAGAUGGAGGUUCCUCUAAAGUAGCUAAUUUCGUGUAAAACAAAUCAAAAACCUAAGAAGAAUAAUAAAAUAAUUAGUUUAUCAAUAGUAAAAUUAAUCUAAACAAGGUAUAUCAAUAGGAUAUGACUAAUUCACAUACUUAAUAUUAAAUUAAUUAAAUAUUUAAUAUAUAAAGUGAAAGAUCAUAUUUAAAUGAACAAUAUACUUAAUAAAAAUCGCCUUCUUCAAACCAAGCAAAUAAAUAACCAGAAUAUAUUUCAAAAACCCCAACUACUACUAAUAACAAUAAUAAUAAUAAUAAUAAUAAGAUUUCAAACAACUAUUCUUAACUAGACAUUCAAGAAGCUAUAAAAAAAGCUGAUGAAAUACUAAGAAAAAGCCAUUACGUUCCAAAUUAAACAAAUUAAAAUGAUUUUGUGAUAAAACGUGCAACUACAUAGUACAUUUAAUAACCACAUAAGUGA
Molecule: messenger RNA, 2439 nt
Organism: Tetrahymena thermophila SB210
Lineage: Eukaryota; Ciliophora; Oligohymenophorea; Hymenostomatida; Tetrahymenidae
Exons: 1
Source: RefSeq, a predicted model, not a curated record